AUGACUUGCUGUGUUGUAGCAAAAUUGCACAAGGCUAACUGGAUCUUGUGGUGCGCGAGUUCGCAGGGUAACACAACGACGUCGAAGAUGUCUUGGAAUUACGGGGCACAACGGAAAUUGUCACACAAUUUCCGAAUGGGAGUGACUCUACUGGUACUCCUUGCAAGCACGUCUAUUCUCUAUGACGGCCCAUCAUUUUUCUCGAGCGUUCCAGCCCAAGCUGCGGAACCAAAAUCAGAAUGUGUGGUGGACAGAGAACAUGGAACUACCAACUGCAGGUGCGAUGAAACCGAAAAAACACCACAAACGCUUGCGGCGACACUUUCGGAAGACCAAAAUGUGUUGAAGGUGAGCUGCAAAAAUAAUGAGCUUCAUUGCGCUCCCGACCAACUGAACGGCGACAAGGUCUGCCCGGGAGACGCUACCAAGGUGCAUGAGUGCACUUCAUCAUCUGGCAGCAACGAAUGCAUCAAACUCAGCGAUAUUCUUGUCGAUCCCGGAAAAAGCGUCACCUGGGCGCGGGACACCACCGAGUCGUCGAACGAAUGCACUACUAAACAGCUAACGGUCCCGAAGCAGAACUUCCCGUAUACUGACAAGAAGUUCGUUGUCGGAUGUGUUCAAAAAUCUGGGAACACCGACCAGUGCACGGUGACUGUAACGGUCGCGGCAAGAGCAAGUGCAAAGAACGGCCAGACCGUCACCUGCGCUUACGGAACGAGUAGCAAUAAGGAACCUCAGACCAUCACGCUGAGCCCGUCUCAGAACGCAUUCACACUGGUUUGCGGGACUGACGGUGAAAUUAUGCCGAGCACGUACCAGCAACAUUACUGCGAUAGCUCAGAAAAUGGGACCACUGGUGACUGCCAAGAGAGAGACUACACUUCCAUCCUCACGGCAUACCAAGACACAUGGUGGCAAAAAACCGAAAACUCAUCUUACACACUGCAGAUUCCGCCGACCGAUUUCCCAGAAGAGCCAGCAAAUAUUAUGGUCGGGUGCAAGAAGACAAAGGUUUCGAAGAGAGGCCAGACUAGUGAAGGAGAACCCUCAACUGUUUGUAAAGUGCUGGUGACGAUUGAGGCUUCGCCAAACAGCUCAUCUGCAACAAUGUCCGGGAUGAAGGCAUACUUGGCUGUAGGAGCUGUCGCUAUCAUUUCUGCGUUCGUGCAUGCCAUGUGA
This is a messenger RNA of Neospora caninum, 1182 nucleotides long. Its product is annotated as SRS domain-containing protein. Gene Ontology annotation, cellular component: membrane. The record is from RefSeq and is a predicted model, not a curated record. The coding region runs from base 1 to 1182 and encodes 393 amino acids. NCBI's taxonomy places the organism in Eukaryota, Apicomplexa, Conoidasida, Eucoccidiorida, Sarcocystidae. The transcript has a single exon.